GAGCAGUUCAGCUGUUGUGUGGACAAUGGCGACGAUUCGACGGAUGGUGUGACAUCCCGACGGGCUAAAUGUUCCCGUUGCGUCGUCCGGUUGCACGUACACGCGCAUCACGUCGCGGUGGCUGAGAGUCACGUCCUGGCGCGCAGCACCAGGUGUCUCGCUUCUCUAUUUUCUUCCUUGUCAAUCUCUUCGCUGCGCCUGCGAUGGCUACGGUGAACGCGAACGCGCUGUCCAGUGACAUAAGCCGUAGGAAUCCCCAGGACGAGUACGAGCUCAUCCAGAGAAUAGGCAGCGGGACCUACGGCGAUGUCUACAAGGCUAAACGAUUAUCCAUGAACGACCUCGCAGCGAUUAAGGUUAUCAAGUUGGAGCCAGGUGAUGACUUUGCAAUCAUUCAACAGGAGAUUUUAAUGAUGAAGGACUGUAGGCAUCCAAAUAUUAUUGCAUAUUAUGGCAGUUAUUUAAGGAGAGACAAAUUAUGGAUAUGUAUGGAAUAUUGCGGAGGUGGAUCAUUGCAGGAUAUAUAUCAUAUAACCGGACCAUUAUCAGAAAUACAAAUAGCGUACAUGUGUCGGGAGACUCUAACUGGUUUAGCUUACUUACAUAGUAUGGGCAAGAUGCAUCGUGAUAUUAAGGGUGCCAAUAUAUUAUUGACUGAGGCAGGUGAUGUAAAACUGGCAGACUUUGGCGUGUCAGCACAAAUUACUGCGACAAUUAACAAGAGAAAGAGUUUUAUUGGUACACCAUAUUGGAUGGCACCUGAGGUAGCAGCUGUGGAAAGGAAAGGUGGUUAUAAUCAGUUGUGCGAUAUUUGGGCGUGCGGAAUAACCGCGAUAGAAUUGGCGGAGUUGCAGCCGCCGAUGUUUGAUCUGCAUCCAAUGCGCGCUUUGUUUCUCAUGUCCAAGUCGGGCUUUAAACCACCGACGUUAAAGGAUCGCGAUAAAUGGAGUCCAACGUUUCACAAUUUCGUCAAAGUCGCACUCACGAAGAAUCCCAAGAAAAGACCGACGGCGGAGAAGUUGCUUCAGCACGCGUUUUUCCAAGGGGAGAUGCAUAAAAGACUGGCGUUAGAAUUAUUGCAAAAGGUGUCGAAUCCCAGUCAUAUGUUUGCCGAUUUAGAGGCCGACGAAGACGGGGCAGUGCCCAAUGUUCCGCAAAGAAUAGCCUCGCGUCAUACUGCAAGGCCUAGGCCAAAGAGUCCCAUAUCACAAUUGGAUAGUGAUGAUCAGAUCAACAUUGAUGGAGUAUUACACAGAGACUCCAUAUCACCAUCUGUGGACAGUAAUCCAGCAUGGGAUAUCAUAGAUAUCAUGAAUAAUGUCAAAGCUGUGCAUAAUUGCGAUGUACAUCCAGACUGUGGGAUUGGUUCUGCGUUUGAAGAGCAAGAAAAUACACUUGGCGCGAACCUUAAGACAAGUAAAAUAUCGAAACGUCGUAGCAAAACUGGCACAGAGAUAUUUCGUAUGACUAUAAGGAGUCUAUUGCAGUACAUUGAUGAGGAGUUGUUGCUAAGGGGAAAUGCAAUAUCGAUGGUCGAUGGGCAUUGCGACCAGCUAUAUUCCCUGCAAGCCACUCUUCCACUCGGGGAAUCAUCGAACGAUUGCGAAGUCCAUUGUCCCUAUUACAACGUAUCUGGGUCUCAGGCAAGUCCCCGACGUCACAGCUCUGUGGACGAAUUAUACGGUCUCGUCAACAAUUCUCAGUCCCUAACAACUGUGAACGGUCAACGUCAACGAUCAUUGUCGGAUAGUGGCCCUAGAGACGAAUCUGCGCAGUCGAACGGCGAUAAUGAGAUAGCAGCUGACCGAGAUAGGGAGAGUAUGAGUCCCGACUUACUUUCGGAUACACCGCCCGUCCCUCCGAGAAGGAGGGAUCGAAAAAGACACACUCCACCGAGGCCUAUUAGUAACGGAUUACCUCCCACACCGAAAGUGCAUAUGGGAGCAUGUUUCUCAAAGGUAUUUAAUGGCUGUCCAUUGAGAAUACACUGUACCGCGAGUUGGAUUCAUCCGGAUACGAGGGAUCAACACUUGUUGAUUGCGGCGGAAGAAGGAAUUUACAACUUGAACUUGAACGAGCUCCAUGAAACUGCAAUAGACCAAUUAUAUCCGAGACGUACUAUCUGGAUGUAUGUUAUUAAAGAUGUUCUCAUGUCCCUUUCCGGAAAGACACCUCAAUUGUACAGGCAUGACUUAUUAGCGAUGCUAAGUAAACAGACUCAUAGGUUUUCGUUACACAUGAAUAAAAUACCAGAGAGAUUAGUCCCUAGGAAAUUUGCUCUCACUACAAAGGUACCGGACACAAAGGGAUGUACCAAAUGCUGCGUUGGAAGGAAUCCAUAUAAUGGAUACAAAUAUCUGUGCGGAGCGAUGCCGGCUGGUAUAUUUCUAAUGCAAUGGUACGAUCCAUUGAAUAAAUUUAUGCUUCUAAAGCAUUUCGAAUGCGUUCUACCGUCGCCUCUAAACGUCUUUAAAAUGGUUAUCACACCUGAGAUGGAAUAUCCAAUGGUGUGUGUAUCGGUUAAGCAGCCAUAUCAGCAGAAUAAACUGAAACUGGAUUUGAUUAAUAUGAAUUCAGGAGCGAGUUGGUUCCACAGUGACGAAUUAGAAGAUAUGGAUGGUUCAGCGACUGUGAUACCAAGAAGAGAAAAUUUGAAUGUUAUUAAUGUCACACAAUUUGAGAAAGAUGCAAUACUCGUUUGUUACGAUAAUGUAGUGAAGAUGGUGACAUUACAAGGGAAACCCCGGGUUAGCAAGAAACAGCUGUCAGAGCUGCAGUUUAAUUUUCAGAUUGAGUCUAUCAUUUGUCUACCAGAUAGUGUACUGGCAUUCCACAAACACGGUAUGCAAGGUAGAAGUUUCAAGAAUGGCGAAGUUACUCAAGAGAUUAGUGAUCCAAGCAGGACUUACAGGCUACUAGGCUCAGACAAGGUUGUGAUGUUGGAGAGUCAUCUGGUUCACAGUGGCACAUUGACUGAAUCGGAAGGGGCGGAUCUCUACAUACUCGCUGGACACGAGGCCAGCUAUUAAGUAUCGAUUUUUAAAUUGCUAGCUUGCGACCACACGCUGCAUUAUCGUCUCGCACGAUUUGUGAUUGAACUGCACGUGUAACGUGGAAUGCGACUACGAAAGAGCGGUGAGAAAAAAUAUGCAGAGAGGUAAAAGCUUUACAAUUAAUUAUUUUCACUACUUUGCAAUGUGCAAUUCCAACAUUGCUGCAAUGGGUUACCGCCAUCUCUCUAAUAGUAGUCGAUACCGCGUAAACUGAUCAUUUAUUCGUGGUAAUUUUUUUUAACGAGAGGCGUCUUAAAACUUAGAUAGUUGUUUCAGUAGAUACGCACUAUGAUAGGAAGAGAUUUUGAGUUUAACAGAAAGACACCAAACUUAAGAGAGAGAAAAUAUGUACGCGGAACUUAUUCUUAUGCCUGAUUAAAUGAAGCCAAUAAAAACCGUAUUGCUUGGAAAGAUAUAUCGGAUAAAAGCAAUUUCCUAGUUUAUAUAGCUAUACAUGUGUAUAAAUUACACUUAUACAUAUAAAUCAUGUACAAUUACGAGAAAAGAGAUUUAUGAUGAAAUUAAAACCUCGGAAACUGUAAAAGUAAUUGGAGAUUAUUCCGUGUUUCCGACGUUAUAUAUAGCUAAAUUAGCUAGAAUAUAUAAUACAAGAGUACAUUGUUGCGCAGCGUGUUUUACAAGCAACGAAGCUCUAGCUAUGCUGUGCAAAUGGUACAGUUUCGGAUUUUAUCUUUUUUUUCCUAGAGUCGCGCUAUAUUCUUAUUAGCUCUUAGCCUUCGAGAACCAUUUUGAUCGUAAUAGCGAUUUAAUAGGAUAAGAAUUCUCGUAUUUGUAUUUUCGACGAGUGCGGGACAUUAUUCUCUAGACGAGACAAUAUUUAUAUUCUUACACACAUAUGGUCGCGUAAAGUUUUCGAAGGUUAAAGUGCUAUUUGCUGCAUCCAGAUGCAAUAUCCGAUGGAAUUUUCAUGUAACUUUGACGGAAUUUGUGUGACAUUAAUCGAGAUUACAACUUAAUAUAUCUUCGUCGUCUCACUUUCACGAGAUUCGAAUUUCAGUGACCGAUCUUUUGACACAUUUGAAAAGAAUGCACAUUAUUUUUUAUAGCCUUUCCAUUUUCUCGAUAUUAACUACACUUCUACAUAUAAAUACAAAAUUGCAAAGAUUGAAUGAAUUGAAUGAACGAUGUUUUUUAAUCAGUUUUAGGUGAAUUAAAUAAAAUAAAGAUUUCAUUUUUCGUUAUUUCUAACUGCCAAAAACGGCGCUUCAAAAAAGAAAAUCUUUGUUGAGGAAAAGAUGAUUCCGAAUUAGCGAGCCUAUCAUUCAAAUCUGAUCUGGUGGAAGCGGGACGCUACUGUAUUUUCUUCCAAAGACGAUAGAUAAUAGAGAAAACGGCAACGACAUAGAAGGAAAGUAGCUAAUUGAUGUAUAACGCUCCGUAAAAACGUUCUCGAAAGAUUCCGCGUAGAAAUGAAUUUUCUCUGUGAAUUUCAUAUAAUAUCGUGUACACAUAUAUUAUAUGUACACACAUGUAAGCAGUACAAAAUUCACUUGUACCAAUGUGUCGUCCUUGAGAAUGUAUGUACGCACGAAAAAUUAUACUAUUCGAGCUUCAUUUCGUUGGGCAUGGGAUCACACUUCGAGAGAGCUAUCUUUAUUCAGACAUCGCAUACGUCUCGCGAUGUCUCUAAUUUUUCGGCGAUAUUAAAUAUAUAAAUUGCACGACAAUGUCAUCGAUAGUGAACGCGCGAAUUUAUCUUGAAAUAUACACGCGUUGCUAUGUUUGAAUCGUUUUGCUUGCUGUACGAUAUUGAUCGCGAUUGUAAUAAAGUAUCUGCGAUCGUUGGCUCAUGAUCAGCCUUGAUUUGCGCGCAAUAAUCCCCGAUAUUUAUUCUUUCGUUUUACGAAAUAAUCUAAUGUUUUUUUUAUUAAAUCAUACAGUGCUUUCUGAUGAAGCGCUAUUGUGAUAUAUGUGACGGGAAAAAAGCACGCGAACAAAAUAAAAUGAGAAGAGAAGGAUAAAAUUUUUUUUUUUUUUUUUACGAUUUUCAUCGUUCGGGAACUUCUCUCCGUAUAGAUCGGUCGCAUAUAUAAUUUGCAUCAGAGAUCACGAGCACAUAUAUCUGUCUGCAACAGUUUUUUUAUGCGCAGUAAUUUUUUUAUCGGGUAUGUCGUCAACGACGAUAUUAUCGUAUAUAUCUGUGAAGCGACGAGCGCAAUAUAACUUUCAUGUGAUCGGUCUCAAGACUGGGAGAAAUAUAUUUUCUCGUUUACAGUAGACUUUCUAUAAUCCUUGAUGAGGAAGAGUGCUGGAUUACGUAGGAUUUAGACGGGAGGAAAAAUUGACUGUGUUUUACGUUUACGCAGUCGAAAUUUGCAACUCUCGAGUAUCGUCAACGUCGUUUAUUUUAACGAGAGGUUUCGUUUGUAUAGAUGUACGAAUUAUCUCGGAACAUAUUUGCUGAAAUCUAUUCGAUGCAUCUAUAAGCGGAUGCUUGUAGAUCGAUAAUGAUUAAACCAAAAACAUUCCCCUUUUUUAUUUGGAAUAUUUGACCAAUAUUUUUAUUAAAUAUUCACUAAUCGCGCAACUAUUAAUUAGUAAAGAUAUCGCUUCUUUAUAUAUAUAUAGUGCCGUUGCAUUUGUAUCUCCUUCCAGAAUUGAUGCUUGAAUUUAACAUAAUCAUUUAUUCGAAUAUAUUUUGAUAAGACCACUGACGCGGUAAUUUUUUUUAGUUUGUAUCUCGUAAGAUAUUUAAAGUGAAAAAGCGUAAUUAAUUCACGAACGUGUCUGCGUUGACGCAUCAUAGUCAAACAAUUCAUUACUGCAAUCAUACUAACAAUAAGUCAUGACAUAAGAAGAUCAGAAGCUCUUGAAAAUUGAUCGUGUGAAAAACGCACAUGUAUUUUAUUUGCUCCGGACUGAUAUUCGUAUAUAUGUAUAUUUAUAUAGUAUCUGGCACUUUUCCAUCUAUUUCCGUCGAUAUUUUAUCGAGUACAAUUCUUUACUGAGAGAGGCGAAAGACGUAAAUCGAACUGUAAAGAAUCGUCAGAGCGAAACAUGCGAAAUUAUCUGUGCGGAAUGUUGAACUAUUUUGAUAUUUUAUAUGGACCUUUUCCUCUGUACAUAGAGAGUAGAUUACUAAAGAAAGUAUUAUACUAUCGAAAAAAAAUUCGAAAUAUACACUAGCAAAGUUAUGAAUCAGUGUCUUAUUGUUUCCGUUGAAUUUUCGUCUCGCGGCGAAAGUUGCUCGUGUAUAAAUCUAAGUGAUAACGUUUUCAAAAAUUAUAAUAUCACGCAUAUUUAAGUUUGCAAUUGGAUUUUUCGGAAUUUUGAAUUUGCGCUGCGCAUUUUCGAAUAAUCGAAAAAAUUUGCUGAUAUUUCGCUCUUAUAUUGUCAAUUUAUUCCACAUUCGAUCAAAUUCUAUGUCAAGUCUACACUUAUUCAUUGUAAACAGAGAUAAAUAGAAACGUAAUUGUCUUCCCCAUACAUACUUGCUAAUAGCAGUACGCCAGAUGUGUUGAAUGUCUACGAUACUAACAUUUCUGGUAAAGUAUUUGAUAAUAUCCAUGAAACCAUGUAAUUUUAAUAUUUGUUUAGCCGACAAUAUCCGUUUUCUUAAUAUUGUAAGAAUUAUUCGAGCGAGAGAACUCUCUUAGUAUACGAAGUAUGUAAAUCUGCUUGAUGUAAGGAAGGAGAAAGAUUGUGAUAUAUAUCGAAAAAGACGAAAAAUUAUCUUUAUUCCACGCAGAUGUAAUUUAGCUGAAAAGUUAUCUAAAGGCUGUUCAAGUGUUAAAAAAUUUAGAAAUGUCAUAUGUGGAAGGAUAUAUUAUUUUAUUUCGGUAAGGCGAUUUUGUUUACGCGAGAUUAUUCUGCUUCUUUACGGAGACGUACAUAUUUACAAGAUAUUUUGAUAAAAAUAAGGGUGAAUAGUAACUGCAAUGUUACCUGAUGUGAAUUUUUGUAUUAUUGUAAAGACAAUAAUUUUAUCCAGACCGUAUCGUAUCGAACGAAUUACAGAAGAAAAAAGAAUAGAUACAUCGGCGGAAUCAGAGUAGAUAAUUAUAAAUCUAAAUUUUAGCAAAGAAAGUGAAAAAAAAACAUAGAAGACAUAAUUAGAGAGUCUUUAAUCCUCUGACACAGACCAAGUAUUAGAAGAACUAUGUGCACUAGAAAGACACACAUACAUUUUGUGUAGAUUUCACAUAUCCAUGUUCUGCUCGCGACUAUUUAAAAUGAAACUUCAUUUUAUAAUUUUCGCAAGAGAAUGAUAGAAAAAUUAAAGUAUGGGUGUAAGACACAUCGAGAAAAAUGUCUGUUUCAAUAAUUUUAUACAAUUAUCAAAUAAAUAAAUGCGUGAUAAAAAUUCGCAUUUUCAUUAAUUCUUCUUCAAGUCGGUUAUUUUGAACAAGAGACACGCAUGUGCGAUAGAUCGAGAUUUAUCUUUCGUUUGAAUGGAUUA
Formica exsecta is the source of this 7473-nucleotide messenger RNA. It is a transcript of the gene hppy, whose product is annotated as mitogen-activated protein kinase kinase kinase kinase 5. Lineage: Eukaryota; Metazoa; Arthropoda; Insecta; Hymenoptera; Formicidae. Gene Ontology annotation, biological process: protein phosphorylation. The transcript has 21 exons. The record is from RefSeq and is a predicted model, not a curated record. The coding region runs from base 204 to 3029 and encodes 941 amino acids. Gene Ontology annotation, molecular function: MAP kinase kinase kinase kinase activity; ATP binding.